This is a messenger RNA of Cyprinodon tularosa, 1502 nucleotides long. RefSeq names its product carboxyl-terminal PDZ ligand of neuronal nitric oxide synthase protein-like. The record is from RefSeq and is a predicted model, not a curated record. Gene Ontology annotation, molecular function: nitric-oxide synthase binding. Bases 1 to 1311 code for a protein of 436 amino acids. The transcript is spliced from 6 exons. Lineage: Eukaryota; Metazoa; Chordata; Actinopteri; Cyprinodontiformes; Cyprinodontidae.
AUGUGGAAGAUGGGAAUCACAUAUGAACACUCAAUGAAGGAUCUCUAUCAGAAUCUAUGGAUCUUACCUGUUGUGUUGCUGCGCCUCUACAGGAUCUUCUACGUCUCCCACGAUGCCCAAGACCUGAAGAUAUUCAGUUAUAUUGCCAGAGAUGGAGAGAGCAACGUUUUUCGCUGCAAUGUCUUCAAAUCUAAACGGAAGUCUCAAGCCAUGAGAAUCGUGCGCACCGUGGGUCAGGCGUUUGACGUGUGUCACCAGCUGACCCUGCAGCAGAAAAGCGGGGAUCAGGAGGAUGAUGAGGGGAAGGCGGAGGAGCUGGAGGCAGCACCAGCGAAGGAGAGGUCGCUGUUGUCAGAGGAGACAGACCUUGAAGCCACCACAGAGGAGAGCAUUGAGUGCGUCUCUUCAUCAGACCUGGAGAAGAACAAAAAGGAAGAGACCGUGGGUGCAGAUGCGAAGGUGUCUGAGGAUUCCCCUCUUCUGCUGAGCUCUCCCAUCAUUGAAGCUUCAGCAGCAGCCCAGGCACCGGCGGAGGCGUCCUGUUCUGCAGAGCAUCAAGUCCAGUUUCUUCAGAAACAGUUGCAGCUGCAGGCACAACAAGCCCUGGCAGCUUCAGCACAGGUUCACGUCCUCCAGGAGCAGCUGUCGGUGGAGAUGUGUGCACGCACCGAAGCCCAGGCCAGAGUCCAGAGGCUGCUGCAGCAGAACACAGACCUUCUGCAACACAUUUCCCUGCUGGUCAAACAGAUCCAGGAGCUUGAACUCAAAUCUACAGGACAACUAACAUCUAUGGGUUCCCAGGACAGUCUAUUGGAGAUCACUUUCCGUGCCAAGCCUCCCAGUGCACCCAGUGCAUCAAUGACCCGCUCCUCGUCUGCAGGCCCAUUGGCGGCUCCCUCCCAGCUCCAGAUCAGUGAUGGAGCCUGGUUCUCUGCUUUAUCCGGGCCCUGCUCUCCAAACACCGCCGGCACCGACUCCAUUCCUCUGGGACCGAGUGGCAGCGGAGUCCGACUCGAGUGCUUUCGUUUCUCCAACCUGGUUUCAGACAGCCUAGCCGGGGCACAGGACACAGGAGAGACCCCCAGUGAUGAGAGCUCACUGCUGGGAGAGCAGGUCCUGGGGGCUCUGGAGCUGCUUCGUUUCAGGGAGUCGGGGAUCGGGUCGGAGUACGAAUCGAACACAGAUGAAAGCGAUGAUCGUGACAGCUGGGGGCAGGGAGAAGGAGCGGGGGCAGAUGGUUCUGCACGACUCCUAAAUGUGUUGAAUACAGAAAGCUUGCCAGAUUGCUUAGGGGAUGAGAUGGCGGUUUAGUUGUGUUCUGAUGUCAGUUCGAGGCAAACUAAACAUAUGCACCUCCUCAGCGCAGAAACUGAAACUAUGAAGAAGAACCCAUCUGCAUUCUCAGUCAUCUGCAGCUAUAAGGUAACUAUUUAGGCAGAUAUAUGUUUUCUCCAGUUGACUUAUUUCUGUAAUGUACAUUAUUCAUUAAAUGUACCUUAUUU